CUGGCUCCUUAUACAGGCGCCGUUCUCCGCACACAGAGGCACACGCACUGUUCGCUAUGGCUCCGGCUCUGUCACUAUUAGGAGGCUGCUGCCGGGUGACCGUGACUGCGGGUAGGAGGCUGGCAGGGAGACCCCCGGCACCUCUAUGGCUGCACCGCCUCUCGUCUACUUAUUCCAGCGGGCCGGAGAACGGUGACAUGAGAAAAUACCUGAGCGAGCACUACAAGGAGGCGAGGAGAGGCAUCGAUGAACUCAUUCCCUCCAUUUCAAGCAAUCUGUUCAAUCCAAAUGCCAUCUUUGCAAACAAUGAGAUGAGUCUUGCUGAUAUUGAAAUUUAUGGCUUUGAUUAUGAUUACACAUUAGCAUUUUACUCUAAAGAUCUUCACACCUUGAUUUUCAAUACUGCUCUUGAUCUCCUAAUCAAUGAGCAUCGGUAUCCAAGUGAGUUAAAAAAAUAUGAAUACAAUCCAAACUUUGCAAUUCGGGGGCUACAUUAUGAUGUUCAUAAGGCACUGUUGAUGAAGAUUGACUCCUUUCAUUACAUUCAACUUGGAACAGUGUACCGAGGAUUUGAUGUUGUGCAAGAUUCAGAAGUCAUUGAAAUGUACCAAGGUUCUCAUGUACCGUUGGAGCAUAUGAGCGAUUUCUAUGGAAAGAGCUCUGAAGGCAACACAUUGAAGCAAUUUAUGGACAUAUUCUCAUUGCCAGAGAUGACUCUUCUCUCUUGUGUCAAUGAGUACUUUUUAAAAAACAACAUAGACUAUGAACCAGUUCACCUAUAUAAGGAUGUCAAGGAUGCAAUUAGAGAUGUCCAUGUGAAAGGGCUAAUGUACAGAGCAGUGGAGGCUGACAUUGAAAGGUACAUUCGCUAUGGGGAGAAAACGCGAGCUGUGUUGGCAAAACUGGCAAGCAAUGGCAAAAAGAUGUUCCUUAUAACAAAUAGCCCCAGCAGCUUUGUUGACAAAGGAAUGAACUUUAUUGUUGGAAAAGAUUGGAGAGAUCUUUUUGAUGUCGUUAUAGUUCAAGCUGACAAACCAAAUUUUUUCAAUGACAAGAGGAGACCAUUCCGUAAAGUUACCGACCGAGGGGUGCUACUAUGGGAUAAAAUUCACCAGCUUGAAAAAGGCAAAAUCUAUAAGCAGGGAAAUUUAUUUGAAUUUCUCAAGCUUACUGGCUGGAGAGGAUCAAAAGUGUUAUACUUUGGUGAUCAUAUAUACAGUGACUUGGCGGAUUUGACAUUGAAGCAUGGGUGGAGGACAGGCGCUAUUAUUCCAGAACUGAAAUCGGAGCUUACAAUUAUGAAUACAACAGAGUAUAUUCAGACCAUGGCCUGGCUUCAGGGGUUAACUGGGUUACUUGAACGUAUGCAGGUAUACAGAGAUGCUGAGUCACAGAUGAUUUUGCACGACUGGAUAAAAGAGAGACAAGAAACAAGGGACCUGGCAAGAAAAAUGUUUAACCCUCGCUUUGGAAGUAUAUUCAGGACGAAUCAUAAUCCAACCUAUUUUCUGAGACGGCUGGCGCGUUUCGCUGAUAUCUACAUGGAAUCUCUUAGCUGUUUACUGAACUAUGAUUCCCAUCACACUUUCUAUCCAAAGAGGACUCCUCUACAACAUGAAGUUCCGAUGUGGUCCGAGCAGCAGCACCCUGGAACAUUUGGUAUCCCGUUCUUGCAGGAAAUGGCACAACUUAAAUGAAUCGCCUUUGUCACUUUUAUGUUCUGCAUUGGUAUGGCUAAUGUGGAUGAUAAACUUUUCAUAGACUAUUGCUUAUCGUACUGUCAUGUGGAUCAUUGUUUGCAAACGUGUUUUGCAAAAUACUAUAUAUAUCUUCAGACUGAAGGUGAUUGCUGAGUGAUACAGCUUUAUUUUUGAAGAUGUUUUUAGCAUUUUUAAAGUCCAUUUUAGACACACUUCAGAAUGUCUGUUUGUUUUUCAUGAAGCAGCUACUUUUAUGUUUGUAGUUGAUUCAGUACAAUGAAGUAUGGAAGUCCAUAUAUUGGUUUCUAAAAUAUUUUGCAGCUUGUUUCACGAGUCUAGCUGUUCUUAGUUUCUUUUUAUAACUAGUGGGCUGGUUUAUCCUUUUUAGUGCUAGAUCAAUUUCUGUAACCACCUAUAAAACACCAUAAUAAACAAAUAUUUACCUUACUUUUAGGUAAAAAAAAAACAUA
Rana temporaria (common frog) is the source of this 2170-nucleotide messenger RNA. It is a transcript of the gene NT5DC3, whose product is annotated as 5'-nucleotidase domain containing 3. The transcript is spliced from 14 exons. The record is from RefSeq and is a predicted model, not a curated record. NCBI's taxonomy places the organism in Eukaryota, Metazoa, Chordata, Amphibia, Anura, Ranidae. Bases 57 to 1697 code for a protein of 546 amino acids. Gene Ontology annotation, molecular function: 5'-nucleotidase activity.